AUACAAGAGAGAAAAUGAACAGUUUAACCAAGGUUUCACUUUCCCAGACUUCUCUCCUAGCCAGAGGACUUUCCACUUCAACAUCAGUCCAGGCGAAGAAGUGUAAUAAUGCCGGACAGAAGAAUAUUGUUCUUGUUGACGGAGUUAGAACUCCCUUCCUUCUCUCCAGCACAGCGUACAAGUCUCUGAUGCCACAUGACCUUCAGCGCUACGCGUUGACCGGUCUGGUCAACAAGCUGGGCUUGGAUAAAUCUAUUGUUGAUUAUAUUUGCAUUGGAACAGUUAUUCAGGAAGUGAAGACUAGUAAUAUAGCUCGUGAGGCUGCCCUAGGAGCCGGGUUCUCAGACAGGAUUCCAGCUCAUACUGUCACCAUGGCCUGUAUCUCAUCCAACCAAGCUAUGACAACGUGCAUGGGAAUGAUGAAUGCAGGUGUAUAUGAUGUGUGUGUUGCUGGUGGAGUAGAGUUUAUGUCUGAUGUUCCAAUCAGACACUCAAGGAAGAUGAGACAACUCAUGCUCAAGGCUCCCAAGGCCAAAUCUGUCGCCGCUAAACUUGCUCUGCUCGCGGAGCUCCGCCCCGACUUCCUGAACCCUGAGCUGCCAGCUAUUGCUGAGUUCUCGACCAACGAGACGAUGGGACACUCGGCGGACAGGUUGGCCGCCACCUUCGGUGUGUCCAGGAAGGAGCAGGAUGAUUUCUCCAGGAGAUCUCAUAUCAUGGCAACCGAGGCUAGAGACAAGGGAUACCUUACAGAUAUCAUCCCCGUUAAGGUUCCCAAGAGCAAGGAUUUUAUCACCCAAGAUAACGGUAUCCGAGUAUCCACAGAGGAGCAGAUGGCCAAACUGAAACCUGCCUUUAUUAAACCCCACGGAACCGUGACCGCUGCCAACUCCUCCUAUUUAACCGAUGGUGCCUCAGCUUGUCUGAUAAUGACCGAAGAGAAAGCCAAGCAGUACGGAUUCAAGCCCAAGGCAUAUCUUAGACAAUACACAUACGUCUCCCAGGAUCCCAAGGAUCAGCUGUUGUUGGGUCCUACCUACGCAACCCCUAAGGUUCUGGCUCAGGCUGGUCUUGAACUCAGUGAUAUCGACGUUUUGGAAUACCACGAGGCAUUCGCCGGGCAGAUCCUUGCCAAUAUUAAUGCGAUGGACAGCGACAAGUUUGCUCAAGAUGUGAUGGGAUUAAAGCAGAAGGUUGGAACCGUGGAUAUGUCUAAGUUUAACCUGUGGGGCGGAUCCCUCUCCCUUGGUCACCCCUUCGGAGCUACUGGAGUUCGUCUAGCCAUGCACACCGCAAACAGGAUGAUCCGCGAGGACGGACAGUUUGGAUUGAUCGCAGCCUGUGCUGCCGGAGGACAAGGAGUUGGGAUGAUCAUGGAGAGACAUCCUGAUGCAACCCUCUAGACAGAGAACAGAUACUCCUGAAUUUACAAGCAUCUAAACUUAGAUAAUUCUGCAAUUAUUUAUAAUAUAAAAAUUAGUUUUGUUAAAACAG
Molecule: messenger RNA, 1494 nt
Organism: Eurytemora carolleeae
Lineage: Eukaryota; Metazoa; Arthropoda; Copepoda; Calanoida; Temoridae
Gene: Mtpbeta
Product: trifunctional enzyme subunit beta, mitochondrial
Exons: 9
Coding region: 15-1403 (462 amino acids)
Biological process (GO): fatty acid beta-oxidation
Molecular function (GO): acyltransferase activity, transferring groups other than amino-acyl groups
Source: RefSeq, a predicted model, not a curated record